UCUCGGCGGAUCAGCUCUGUGGCUCUGUGUAGUCGGAAGUUUGGAUCACGUUGGGCAUGUUUUAGCGGCAGCAGCAGAACUGCAGGAACCAAACAGAAUGCCAGGGUUCGAGUUGGAGCCAGUGGAAGGAGGCCAGCCCAUUGACCUACCGUAUGGAGAGACCGUCAUAGGAAGAGGACCAUUUCUUGGAGUGAGCGAUAAACGAGUGUCCAGAAACCACGGCGUUCUGGAGAACGUGGACGGCCAGCUGCGCCUCAAACCCAUUCACCUGAACCCGUGCUUUGUUCAGGACUCUCUGGAGACGCCCGCUGAGCCCCUGCAGAAGGACCAGUGGCACGUCCUGCAGGAGGGCUCCCUCUUCUCCCUCCUGCCGGGAAAAUACGUCUACAGAGUGCGGGUGUUAACGGAGGAGAGCACGCUCAGUAACAGUGAAGGUUUUGAGGAGGAGGAGGGGUCAGCAGACAGGGUGGAGAAGUCUAAACCUCCUCCAGAGAGUGGGGAAACGCUAGAGUACGUUCCUCAGGUCCGGAGCAGCAGCGAGUCUCAAACUCCUGAAUUAUCAACACUAUCAACUCAGGUGGAGGAGAAGGAGGUGGAGCCACACAGACCUGACCCCGCCCCUAGCAGACAGGUCGUUAGCGAUGUUCCCGGCUGCAGUGCAGCAGGUGAUUCAGCCCCUCCGACCCCCCAGAAGACGAGAGUUCUCCCCGCCUGGAUGACCGCAGCCGUUCCCGCAGCUCAGAGCCCGUCAACUGCGAAAGCAGCUACUAAGCAAACUCCAGCACGAGCUGCUCCAAAGACCACCCAGUCUAAACGGACCCCUGCGCCCAAACGAGCCAGAAACCAGCAGCGUUCAUCUGCAGACGAGGAAGAGGAGGAGCUCAGUGAUGUGGAACAGAAGCCCAAGAAGAGAGCAAGGAAGUUAAACAGUGACACGGAGGGGAGCCAGCAGGAGCAGGUUAACGCAUCGAAGCCCAGGAGAAAGAAGUCAGUGGAGGACCGACUCAGUGAAGACUCUGAACGAGAGGAAGAGGAAAGGAAGAUAGCAGAGGAUACACCGGUGUCCAGGGCUGGAGGGUCAGCGUCCCAGGCUGAAGACUCCGGAAGCUCUAAGAGCGAGAAGCAGCAGACGCAGGACGAACAGCAGGAGUUGAAGAACAGCAGCAGCAAACCUGAGGGUCCUCGCCGAACACCCUGUCCCUACGGUGCCUCCUGUUACAGGAAAAAUCCAAUCCACUUCCAGGAGUGUAGUCACCCAGGAGACAACGAUUAUGAAGAUGAGCAAACUAAUGGCAAUGAGGAUGAUGACGAGGACGAUGACCGGCCUGAGUGUCCUUAUGGCACCGACUGCUAUAGGAAGAACCCUCUGCACAAGAAGGAGUACAAACACACCAAACCUCCAGCAAAGGCCUCUGUGUCGGAUGAUGAAGAGGAUGAAGAUGAAGACCGUUAUGAGGACAGCUUCAUCAAUGAUGGGAGUGAGGAGGAGGAGGAGGUGGAUGAAGACUCAGACUACGUGCCCGAGUCUGAAGACAGCGGGAAAGAGGACGUUAAACGGCUGCAGAAAGAAGCCAAAGCUUUUCUGAGGAGGAAAAAGUAACUCAACACCCAAAUCCUGCAAAUCCUUGAGGUCUGCUGUCCAACUGAGCUCAGCUCCAGCCCCGAACAUCUGGUCAAAAAUCGUUUUUUACUUCAUUCCCCAUUUAAAAGACAUUUAUUUAUUUUUCAGAUUUUUCUUCAUAGAGUAUGUUCUUGAUUUUUUAAGUUUGAUGGUUAAGAUGCUCUACAAGCAGGAUCAACAUGACUAAAAUAGAUAAAACCAGCUAUAUAAUAUAUAAUAUAAUAGAUAAAAACAACUGACUGACUGAGCAAGAUCAAAUGCAGCAAUAUGGCUCUAAAAUAAUAUCACGAUAUUUUAUGCUCUUGUCAUGAUAACGAUACUCUUAUCAAUAUGACAAAAAACGGAAUAAAAAAAAAAAUAAUUUCAAGAACACACUACUGCAACUAAAUGAAAAUUAAAUUCGAAAUUUAUUGCAUAUGAUAUGAUAUGGCACACCCGUAACUGAGAUAUACUAUAUAAAAAUACAGGAAUUUUAUCAGAUCUGUAACAGAAGUCAGUGAUCCAGAAUAUCAUGAUACUAAUAAUAUCGCACUCCAAAUAUCUCCAAAUAUAUAUAUAUAUAUAUAUAUAUAUAUAUAUAUAUGUUGUUCUUGCUCUCUCUGGGUGGGUACAGUAGAUGGCAAUCUUUCUUUCUCCUCAUCACUCCGAGGGUGAUGUGGAUCAGCACAAGGCUGCGUCUGUGAGCUGAUGUAUCAGAACCGAAUCGCUGCGCUUUCCUCCGAGCAUUAGCGCUGUGAUGCUACUCGGCAACGCUGCAUCAGGAGCAGUUCAAAAAGAGGCGGAGUCUGACUUCACAUGUAUUGGAGGAGGUGUGUGCUAGUCCUCACCGUCCUGGUGUUGAGGCAUCACUAAUAAUAAAAAGGCUGAGUAGCAGCUGAAUGGGUGGCACAAUUGGCCUUGUUAAAUUAGGAGUAAAAUAGGCAGAACAUUUGAAAAUUUGCUACAGUGUAGGGCUGCAACGAUUAGUCAAUAUAAUCGACAAUGUUGAUUAUUUGAAUUUGUCGCCUACCAAUUUCAUCGUAGACUAAUCGUUCAUUUAGUUCAUUUAGUAAGUGUACCACAUUCCACAGAAGCUCAAUGGCCGAUGUGUUUGGGCACUUUGUGAGUGCGCCUUUUACCCAACAGAUUACAUAUUUAAUCACUAAAUAUCAGACUUUCCACUUUCAAACAAAAUCUAUACAUUUAAAUUCCUUUAAAAUCUCAUGUUCAGUUGUUUCUAUCGUUUUUUAAGAUGGAGGACAUGGCAGAAAU
This is a messenger RNA of Astyanax mexicanus (Mexican tetra), 2872 nucleotides long. RefSeq names its product aprataxin and PNKP like factor (gene aplf). Gene Ontology annotation, molecular function: protein binding; DNA-(apurinic or apyrimidinic site) endonuclease activity; 3'-5' exonuclease activity. The record is from RefSeq and is a predicted model, not a curated record. Gene Ontology annotation, biological process: double-strand break repair. NCBI's taxonomy places the organism in Eukaryota, Metazoa, Chordata, Actinopteri, Characiformes, Acestrorhamphidae. Bases 98 to 1600 code for a protein of 500 amino acids. Gene Ontology annotation, cellular component: site of double-strand break; nucleus. The transcript has 11 exons.